Messenger RNA from Amphimedon queenslandica, 2042 nucleotides. RefSeq names its product WD repeat-containing protein 70-like. Gene Ontology annotation, cellular component: site of double-strand break; nucleus. The transcript is spliced from 20 exons. The coding region runs from base 96 to 1844 and encodes 582 amino acids. The record is from RefSeq and is a predicted model, not a curated record. Gene Ontology annotation, molecular function: protein binding. Lineage: Eukaryota; Metazoa; Porifera; Demospongiae; Haplosclerida; Niphatidae.
CAUGCAAUUUUCAUUUUUCUUCCUUUUUUCUUAUUAUUUUUAGUUUAAAUUGAGCUCCACCAUUUUUAACUGCAGUACUAGCACCAUACAUUAAUAUGAGCAAAGAAGAUGAGGACAUUUCAGCUGUCAUGGGAUUCUCGGGAUUUGGUCGUUCCAAGACUGCCAGAAAGUUCGACAUUGAUGCAAUGUUCAAGGAAACACUCUCUACAGCUCAAGCGUCACAGGUCAAAGAUAAGCCUCAGACUUUAGAAGAAAACGAAGAAGAAGGUGAUGAUAUGAUUGGUCCUCCUAUUCCAGUUAACCUCUCGGCACCUAAUGAAGAGGAGGAGGAGGGGAAAGAGGAGGAGGAGGAGGAGGAGAUGGGGGAAGUAGAUGAUGAGUUUGAGAAGAGGUUUCCACUAACAAAUGAAGUCGUAAUGGAUCAUGGAGCUAAACCAGUAUCAGCACUAGGCCUUGAUCCAGCUGGAGCUCGGCUGAUCACCGGUUGCUACGGAUACGAUGUCAAACUCUGGGACUUUGGUGGUAUGGACGCAACUCUAAAUUGUUUCCGUACUCUGACGCCUUGUGGAAGUCACCCCAUUUGCACAGCACAAUACAAUCACACUGGAGAGCUUAUAUUAGUCGCCUCGGGUAAUGCACAGGCUAUAGUAAUGGACAGAGAUGGACAGACAGUGGCAGAGUGUCCAAAAGGAUGGCAGUACAUAGCAGAUAUGACCAACACUAAUGGUCAUAUAUCAAUGAUUAACAAUGCUUGCUGGCAUCCUUUUCACAGAGACCAAUUCAUCACUUGUUCAAAUGACUGCACUGUUAGAAUAUGGGAGGUUGAAGAAGCAGCCAAAAAGCAAAAACACGUCAUCAAGUCAAGAAGCAAACAGGGUAAGAAGACGCCCAUCACGACGUGUACGUACAGUAGAGAUGGUAAAUACAUUGCUGGUGCUGGAAUUGAUGGAAGCAUUGCAAUGUGGAAGGGAGAUGGUCCCUAUGUAAGGCCAUCACUAGCUAAUUACAAUGCACAUGUUCCUGAUACUGAGACCUCGUGUCUUUGUUUUGCUCACGAUAAUCACACGCUAGUAUCAAGAGGAGGUGAUUCUACGCUAAAGGUUUGGGAUAUUCGUAAGUUCAGAGAUCCAGUUAGUACCGUCAGUGACCUCUUCAAUCACUAUUCAGUAACAGACUGCUCCUUCAAUCCUGAUGAGACUAUCAUUAUAACUGGUACUUCUGCUCAAAAACAAAAGGAUAGUACUGGUGAGCUCCUCUUCUUUGACAGAUCAUUAAAUCAACUUCAUAAACUAACGACACCAGACUCAAGUGUCAUCAGGACCUUAUGGCAUCCUAAAUUGAAUCAGAUAUUCAUUGGUUGCAGUUCUGGUGAUGUGAAGGUUUUCUUCAGUGAUAAAUACAGUCACAGAGGACCCAAGAUGAGCCUCAACAAGAGGAAAAGAGGAAGAGCUGACAUAGUGACGUCAGUCGGAAUGAGAGUCCUAACACCUCAUGCUCUGCCAAUGUUUCGGGAUGAAGAGAUGAAGACACUCAAAAGACAGAGACAAAAAGAAAGAAAGGAUCCUAUCCUCUCUCACAAACCAGCUCUACCAGUCACUGGGAAAGGUGUUGAUGGUAGAGUUGCUUCAGGUGGUGGUAGUUCAAUAGGAGCUUACAUGAGGAAGAUGGUAGCACUAGAGAAGGCAGUUGACAAAGAUGAGGAUCCAAGAGAGGCACUCCUGAAAUAUGCUAAAAUAUCAGAGGAAAAUCCAAUGUAUGUGAACCCAGCUUAUAAAAAAACUCAGCCAGUACCAGUAUUUCAGGAAGGAGGAGGUGGCGACAGUGAUGAUGAAGAAAACUCUUAAAAACUCAUAAAUGAUAAUAAAAUUAAAAUAAUAAUAAUAAUAAUUACUAUUAUCAUCACUUCUCCAGCUCUCUCUCUCUCUCUAUGAAAAGUUAAAAUGACUUUUAUAUGUGAUUAAAAUACAAUGAAGUUGUGAAGUACAUGAUUGAUUGUAAUGAUAACAUUAAAGUAGUAUUAGUUGUAUUCAUCUGAAAUUAAA